Cyprinus carpio (common carp) is the source of this 2493-nucleotide messenger RNA. Its product is annotated as collagen alpha-1(VIII) chain-like. The record is from RefSeq and is a predicted model, not a curated record. Gene Ontology annotation, molecular function: protein binding. The coding region runs from base 113 to 2326 and encodes 737 amino acids. Lineage: Eukaryota; Metazoa; Chordata; Actinopteri; Cypriniformes; Cyprinidae. The transcript has 3 exons.
CUGCCUGAAGCCUUUAACUGCAUUUCUCCUUCUGUCUUCUGGAUCUUCUUUCCUCACUUCUCAGAGAUAAACCGAAGACAGAGACAGAGAGAGGCCAGGAGAGAGAGAGGACAUGGCUGGGCCUCUCCUCUCUGCCCGCUUGUUUGUACUUGUGGAGCAAUUCUGUCUGCUAUAUCAUAUCCAUGCAGGGGCAUUUUAUGGUCACAAGUCACCCCCCCAACAGCACCAGCCUCUGCCACAGUUACCUCUUCUGUCACAUGGCAAUGAGGGGAUACCCCAUCAAACACCCCAAUACCAUUACCAUGGAAAGGAAACGGCACACUUACCAUAUGGAAAUGAGAUGCCUUUGCUUCCACAGUAUGCAAAAGAACGUCCACAGAUACCCAUGCACAUGGGUAAACCUAUUGUAGGAAAAGGUGAAACCAUUCCAAGAGGAGAGAAAGGUCCUCCUGGUGAGCCUGGUCCUAAGGGACUUCCAGGGCCUCAGGGCCCUCCUGGACUUCCUGGUCAUGGUAUCCCAGGACCUACAGGUAAACCUGGUCCUCAGGGUCCACCAGGACUCCCAGGAAUUGGAAAGCCAGGAAUGCCGGGUUUACCAGGAAAACCUGGAAGUAUAGGUUUACCAGGACCGAAGGGUGAGUUGGGACCAAUUGGUGGCGAAGGGCCAAUAGGAAUGCCAGGACCUCCAGGUCUUCCCGGGCCACAUGGCUUACCAGGUGUGUCAAAUCCAGGUGCACAAGGACUUCCAGGACAACCUGGACCUCGUGGAGAACCUGGACAAAAAGGAUUCCCUGGUAACCAUGGUCUCCCUGGGCCAAAAGGUGAGAAUGGGAUUGGCCUCCCAGGACUGCCAGGAGUAAAGGGACAUCCUGGACCUCCAGGACCUCCAGGACAAGUAGGACUACCAGGAGUUGGCAAACCAGGACUGAAUGGACUACCUGGUGCUCCUGGAGGGCAAGGUAAACCUGGUGCACCUGGAGAACCAGGAUUGGCAGGAGACCCAGGGGAGAGAGGACCACCAGGACCAUCAGGACUACCAGGCUUUGGCAAACCUGGUUUGGAUGGCUUGCCAGGGAAACCAGGUCUUCCAGGUGGAAGGGGCGAGCCAGGUCCCUCUGGUUUACCUGGAAAUCCAGGCUUGCCUGGUUUUGGCAAACCUGGAUAUCCUGGCCCUAAAGGGGAAAAAGGGCAUGGUGGUUUACCUGGCCCCCAAGGCCCUAAAGGUGAAAAGGGUCACGGUGGUCUUCCUGGAAUGACUGGACCACCAGGGCCAAGUGGCCUUCCAGGACCUCCAGGUCUCUUAGGACAACCUGGAGGUAUUGGUUUCCCUGGUCCAAAAGGAGAGGUUGGUGCAGUAGGACCUAAGGGACAACUUGGUCCAAAAGGUGAACCAGGGCCUCCAGGAUUUCCAGCCAAGCCAGGAUUCCCAGGAGAAUUGGGGCAACCAGGACCUAGAGGCUUACCGGGUCCCAUAGGACCUAAAGGUGAAAAUGGACAUAAAGGCUUACCUGGCCUACCUGGAGCCCUUGGAAAGCCUGGCGCAAAAGGAGAAAUUGGAUUCCCAGGAGAGAAAGGUCACCCAGGGUCUAUGGGAAUCCCAGGAUUAAUGGGUCAAGCAGGACCAAUAGGCCCACCUGGUCUACCAGGCCCAAAAGGGGAAUAUGGACCACCAGGAAAACCUGGAAUGCCAGGCGAGGGAAAACCUGGGCUUCCAGGCCCAUCAGGCCCACCUGGUAUACCUGGAGCUGGUGGGCCCCCAGGUCAACCUGGAAUACCUGGUCCUCCUGGCCCACCUGGCCUACCAGGACCUCCUGCUCAAUCUCCAUUUAUCGGGCAAAUCCUUCCUGAGACAGGUCCUGGGCUAGAUGGGGCAAAAGGUGGUUACAAGAAAGAAAAGCCUGGAAGAGCCGAUAUUGAUAGUAAUGGCAUAGAGAUGCCUGCUUUUACAGCUCAGCUGACAACACCAUUUCCUCCAGUUGGGCAACCUGUUGUCUUCAACACGAUUUUAUAUAAUGGUAACCAGAAUUACAACUCUCAAACUGGCAUCUUCACUUGCAAAAUACCUGGAAUUUACUACUUUGUUUACCAUGUUAAUUGCAAAGGAAACAAUGUAUGGGUGGCAUUGUACAGGAACAAUGAGCCAGUUAUGUAUACAUAUGAUGAAUACAAAAAAAGUUACCUGGAUCAGGCAUCAGGGAGUGCAGUGCUCCCCUUACAAGUUGGAGACACUGUUCAUAUCCAGUUACCAUCAGACCAAGCUGCAGGACUUUAUGCUGGUCCAUAUGUCCACUCAUCAUUCUCUGGAUAUUUGUUAUAUCCCAUGUGAAUUUGUGAAAAAAAGUCACUCGUAUAAAAUCAGUGCUACAUUUUUCUAACGUUAACUGUAUGUGCCAUCAGUACAGAGCCAGUUGUUAUGUUUGAACUGAAAAGGUAACUGACAAUUAAGUCACAUAGAUUCAGUGAUUUUUAUAGCAUAUUGUGGUACAGUGGCAA